AUGAGAAAAAUAGAUGAACUAUCAAAUGAGCGGAUGAAAGUAGUCAAAGAAAACUCCCGUUGGGCAAAGAAACGUGUCGGAGACCUUUACGGGAGCUUUUAUGAAUCCUUCAUUGUUUUGAUGGGAAAACAACUGGAGAGCAUGAAAAAGGAUCUGGAAGAAUUCCCGGAAAGGAAAUCAACUGCACUUAUCUCCUCCAGUUUUGAACAACAGGUACGGAACAAAAAUAAGAUAAAAAAAAGGAAACGCAGGAAAUUUCAGAAGUUCUUACAAUUGGGAUGGAUUGAACGAGUUCUGAACCAAGCAGGUUCUGCUGUUGAACAACUUUACUAUUCAAGGGUACGCUUGCAAGCAAAAAGCCAAGAAAUCGACAAAGAAGCGAAGUUAUGGAUAGAAGACGAGUGCGAAAUUUGUAAGCAGCAUAUCAAAACUCUGAAAAAGGACGUUUGCUGGAAAUGCGUAACCGCUUUUUGCAACUGCAAAAAAUGUAAAACAUUGAAGAAAGAUAUCGCAACACGACAAAUAGUUCGCGAUUUACACGUUGAGUGGAUCGAAAAAAAUUGCAACUACCAAAAAGCCGUCAUGAAAUCGUUGGAUGACAUUUUGAAAGUACAAGGAGGCACAAAAAAUCAAUUCUGGGAUUUGGUUGAUAGUAUCAAAAAAGAAAUCGAAAAUGGCAGUGAAUUCGAAUCUAUGCCAAGUACUCCAUCAAGCUUGUCACACUCGAAAAUGUUCGCCUCGUACGAAAAGACAGAGGUUCGUCAGUUUUCACUUAAUCAAUAAAAAAAGUCGAUUUCAAAUUAAAUACACUGACCAAACUCAACUUUGCAUCAAAUAUAACAAUCUUAAUAAGUUCUCAACCGUGAGUUUUUACGUCUUCAGAACUGACAUAUUAUGAAAAAGUCAGCAGUAUUUUUUUUUCGAGGAGUUGAAAGCUAUCCUAUAGAUUUUGGAUAGCAAGGAGUACAUAUUAGCAUGUUUAGACAUUUGCUUCUUGUUCAAAUCAAUAUUCUGGUGGAAGUUACAAAGUUCCGGUUGCUUUUUCGACUCCAAUUUAUCCGUCGAAUGCCAAAGAUCCAGAACAAAAAAAACUACUUGACCAGGUUAUCGAACAGCAAAAGGUUGUUUAUUCAACAAUUUUCACGUAUGUAAAUUCAAAAAUUCGGCAGAUUCGAAAAGAAGCCGAAGAGCAAACGAAGGACAUGAGUCUUGCCGAGUUGAUGAGCAAGUUUGGCAUAGAGGUACAAAGUUAAAAAUCAAGUAGUACAGAAAGGAAAAGUUCAAAGAUCGUUGGACUACAGAAGUGGGCGAAAAUAUGGGACGGCUACUAACUAACUUACUUAUUCAAAGUAAUUACUUUGAGUAAAGUUUUCUGCGCCGGAACUUUUUGUUGGAAUGGAAUCCCGACUUUUUUUCGUCUUUUUGUGUAGCAUAGUGUCUAUUGAACAGUCCGGAUACUGCAGGGAUAUCCAACAAAAAUUUUGGCAACCAUCGCUCAAGCAAAAAUGAAGCAGCGAAACACAGAAUAGUAUUAGUAGCUCGGACGUAGUUGAUUUCUAGUUAUAUAUAUAUAGUUUAUUCACUGCCGUUAUUUACAGGAAAAAAAAUAAUUAAAGAAUAAAUGAACAAGUGAAGGAUGGGCAGAGAAAUAACAAUACACGGGAAAGAGUCAGCCUCAACGAGUUGACAGGUACCCGGAAAUAUGACAAAUUCGUAGGAGACGAGAGGGGAUAUUUUCAUUUAAAAACUUCAAAAGGAAGAGCGUUUAACUUUUUACGAAGAAAUUCUGGGGUAACGUUAAAAUAUAAAUAAGAAGUUAGUUUAUUCCAAAGAGGAAUAGUUCUAGUAAAGAAGUCAUUAGACGUGUUGAACAAGGUGCUCUUUGUUAACGAGCUGUCAGACAUUGAAAAGGUGUCUGAUCUCAAAAGCUCGUUCGAUCUUUUCCCAAGGCUCUCAAAAAACCAGAAAAAAGGCUGGACCGUCAAAAAAGCUUUUUCAAGAAAAAUGCAUGAUUCAGUCAUCUCCGUUUCUUCUGGAUCCUGACCCGAACACAUAUCUUAACAAAACAGCGCUCCUUUCGCUCCUUUUCUGCGUCACGAUCAAAGCCGGUUUACGGCUUCGUUAAGCGCUGGCAGACUCUUAUGCGACGCUCCCAACGUCAAUUAUUUAUCUAGUAACCCAAUGAAAAAACAAGAUCAAUGAAGUCCUACUAAUCAACAUUACUUCAAAUCAUCUCGAAAUGUGCAAUCGAGAUUAUUGUAAAUAACAAGGAGUUAAACUUCAAAAUGCUUUAAGAUAAAUAAUACUACCGACUCUGACGAUCGGUCACAAAAUUCCCCAGAUGAGAAGCCGAUGGACACUUCGGAACGGGUUCGUGAAGUUUGAUCUGAAAAUAGUUUCUUUUGAUUUUUCAGCCUACUACUCCAGAACAGGAAACUACACCCAAAACAAGAGUAAAAACUCUCCCGAGAUUCGAAUUUCUCAGAACGUAUCCCUCACAGGUUCUGAAUAUUCUAGAGCACAAGAACUAUUUGUACUUAUCCAGUUCGAACUGAAAAAAGAACCCGAAACACUUAGAAACACUGGGUUCGAGAACGACUAUCCAUUCGGUCCUCCUUGUUUCAAAAGUAAGUUUGAAAAAAUCAUCAAAAAAUGAAUAGAAUGUUGAGAGAGUUGAAAACAGCUACUCUUCUGGAACCAUGGGAAGUUCUAGUUUUUCAAGCCGGUAUGAACUUCCGAAAAGUACAGAAAAAUCGGGAUCUAUCCAAGGUCCAAGACAAUCCAGCAAUAAGGUGAGAAACUUGUAUUUGAUAGAAAAUGAAUUUCGAAGAAUCAUUUCAGGAAAUCAGCGAUUCGCCUUAUCGAUAUGAGCUCACUGAAAGUCUUGAGCGCUCCCAACAAAGUCAAGGUUUCAUUUUUUUCGAUUUGGAUCCAAACUGAUUUUCACAGUUCAGAAAACGAUUCAAAUGGACAGUCCCCGACCUUUCUCAGAGACUCGAAAAGAAAAAGAACGCGUGGAGACUGCAUUAUCGUCUCAAAAGGUCCUGAUUGAACGCGAGAUGUGAGAAAUAAAAAAAACUUUCAGAACCUACCGGAUCGAGUGAAAGAGCUUUUGGAAAAAGCAGAAAGAAAACGCGAUGAGACUCGUCGACAAUAUGAAAACGAGAAAUCCAGGGGACAACAAAUCAGAAAAGAAAAACGGCUACAAUUGGAAGAGCUUGAAAGGAAAGACCGCGAAAAAGAAGAAAAAGCAGCCCGAGAACUGGCCGAACUUUCGAUAAAGAGGUUCCAUGACGACGAGCAAAAAGAGCCCAGAAAGGUUUUUUUCAUUUCACUACAACUAACUCUUAAAAAUAACUCUUUUUUCUUAUAAUGGGGAAUUUUUAGAAUUUUGAGUUUUCCUUCGAGUACUGCUUUUAGUCCUUUUGGAGGGAUUUGAAAAAAAGAAAUAGACAAUUUCAUGAAGUUCUCAAGUAAAUUUAAAAAUUGUCUUAGAUCCUGGGAAUUUCCUUUCCGAACCCAGCAUAAAUACUGAACAAAUAAGACUCAAAAACGAGGAGAUAAAGUUAUCAACACGCUGUUGAGAUAAAUAAUACUCCCAAUUCUGAAAAGUCGUCACAAAAUCCACCCGGUGAGAAAGCCGAUGAACACUUCGGAACGGGUUCGUGAAGAUUAAAAUUCCACAGUUCCCUUUGAUUUUCCAGCCAACUACUCCAGAACAGGAAACUACACCCAAAACAAGAGGAAAAACUCUCCCGAGAUUCGAAUUUCUCAGAACGUAUCCCUCACAGGUUAUGAAUAUUCUAGAGCACAAGAACUAUUUGUACUUAUCCAGUUCGAACUGAAAAAAGAACCCGAAACACCAAGAAACACUGGUUUCGAGGGUGAUUAUCCCUCCAGUCAACUUUUUUCAAACGUAAGUUUGGAGGAGCCUUCAUAAAGUACCAAUAAAAUUUUAAGAGAGUUGAAAAUAGCUGCUCCAGCUCUUCUGGAACCAUGGGGAUUUCAAACUUUUCGAGCCGACAUGAAGAAGUUCCAAAACAAAAUUGGACAACAAAAAAUAAUUUUGAGGUAUUCAAUCAAAUUGAAAAAAAUAAUUUUCAUGAGAAAGAUAUUUUUCAGACUUCUAACUACUCAGCCACCUCUGUUCCUUCGCAUAAAAAAAUUAUAACGUCAAAGUUUGCAGACUCUGACCGAUUCAGAAAAGAGCCGACCAGGGUAAGAAAAAAACCUCCGUUUCUUAUAGAUAUUUAUCUGUUUUGUUGAACUGAAAAAAAGAUUAAAUUAAAAAAAUUUUUGACAACGACCUGAAAAAAACUGCAAACUCAGAUGGGAAGAAGUCGCAGUUAACACUGGGAAAAUCUGGAAAAGCCAAUCCACAAACAGAGAAACACGUUUCAUGAGUGAGUCUUGAUUCAAUAAGUUUCAGCUUUACGAGCUUUCAGAGGAAAUUCUAGCCCUAUCCAACUUCUGAUGAAACUCAAGCUCGUCACGAUGAUUUUAGAAUAAGAAACAAAGUUUAUUAUGGGAAUUCGACCGUUUCCGUACAAUUAUUGCAGGAAAUCAGAGCUUUUGGUGUAUAUGAAGUUUAGGAAUCAUCGGAUCGAGUGAAAGAAAUCCUGGAACAGACUGAGAGAAAACGCGAAGAAACCCGUAAACGAUACGAAGAAGAGAAAGUCAGAAGGGAAAAAAGCAGAGAAGAAAAACGGCUGCAAUUGGAAGAACUGAAACGGAAAGAACAAGAGAUCGAUGACAAAUCGGCUCGACAACUUGAAGAACUUGAAAAAAGACUCGCCGAUGAGGAGAUUCAGGAGUUGCAGAGGAAGAAGAAGAUCGAAGAAGAAGCCGCCGAGAGAAGCCUCCGAGAAGAAAAAGAACGAAAAAGAGCUGAGGAAGCCUGGAAUCGGGUCAUAGCUCAGAUCAAGCGGAACAUGUUCGUCGAAUCAAAAUGGGAUAAAUGGUUCGGCCAACUUCGCGACGCUGUUUCUCCUCUCAUUACCAGCUUAAGGAAAGUCUUGUUCGAUGUGAAGGUGAGCAAAAAACUCAAUUAG
Molecule: messenger RNA, 5051 nt
Organism: Caenorhabditis auriculariae
Lineage: Eukaryota; Metazoa; Nematoda; Chromadorea; Rhabditida; Rhabditidae
Source: the annotation of a GenBank genome assembly